AAGAGCCGUUUCUCUCUCUACUCUCUCUCCUCUUUUCAACACACUCAUAACUCAUUACACUCUCUCUCUCUUUAUUCUGUUAUUAUUACUUCAUCCUCUUUCCCCUUCUCCUCCCAUCUCCAAACUAAUUAUGUAAAGCCACCAAAAGCAAGCAAAAAAGGCUUUCCUGUAAAGAAAAAAAAAAAAACAAACUUCAAAGAAAAAAAAAAGAGCUUGUGCCGAACGAGAAAUGGCAGCAGCUGCCAUUACUUCAGUGUUGCUAAUCAGCAUUUGCUUAUUACUUGGCUGCGCUUUUGCGGAAGAUCCUUUUGUUAACUACGAUUUUGUAGUUUCCUACAUCACUGCUUCUCCGCUCGGAGUUCCUCAACAGGUAAUUGCUGUAAACGGCAAAUUCCCAGGCCCCACUAUUAAUGUGACAACCAACAACCAUCUUGUUGUCAAUGUGAGAAACAAAUUAGAUGAAAAUCUCCUACUCCACUGGUCUGGAAUACAGCAGAGGAGGAGUUCAUGGCAAGAUGGGGUACUCGGAACAAAUUGCCCAAUCCCUCCGAAAUGGAAUUGGACUUACCAAUUUCAAGUCAAGGACCAAAUUGGAAGUUUCUUUUACUUCCCUUCACUCAAUUUUCAGAGGGCUUCCGGCGGUUUCGGCAGCAUUAUCGUUAACAACAGACCGGUUAUCUCUAUCCCUUUCGACACCCCGUAUGGUGACAUCACUGUUGUGAUCGGUGACUGGUACACGCAGAAUCACACGGCAUUGCGGAAAACUCUUAAUGCGGGUAAAGAACUUGGGAUGCCGGAUGGUGUUCUUGUUAAUGGCAAAGGACCUUACAGAUAUAAUGACACUCUUGUCCCUGCUGGCAUUGACCAUGAAAAAAUUACGGUCGAACCAGGCAAGACUUACAGGAUUCGAGUGAGCAAUGUUGGAAUAUCGACGAGUUUGAACUUCAGAAUACAGAGCCACAACUUGCUACUAACAGAAACAGAGGGGUCUUACACUGUACAGCAAAACUACACUACGGCAGGCAGCUCAAAUUACUACACUGUCACGUAAAGGUGAACUUUUCAAAAUGCAAGCAGCGAUUAUUACAUUGUUGCAAGUGCAAGAUUCGUUAAUGAAACCACCUGGCAGAGAGUGACAGGUGUCGCCGUUCUGCACUACACUAAUUCGAAAGGAAAGGCAUCUGGUCCUCUUCCCGAUCCACCUCAAGACCAGUUCGACAGAACCUAUUCCAUGAACCAGGCUAGAUCUAUCAGGUGGAAUGUGUCGGCUAGUGGUGCUCGCCCAAAUCCUCAAGGUUCAUUUAGAUACGGUUCGAUUAAUGUGACUGAAGUAUACGUUCUGGAAAACAAACCGCCAGUGACUAUUGACGGAAAACGGAGAAGUACUUUGAGUGGAAUUUCGUUUGCGAAUCCAGCUACACCUAUAAGGCUUGCAGAUGAAUAUAAAGUGAAGGGUGUUUACAAACUCGACUUUCCAACUCGUCCACUAACAGGUGCACCUCGGAUAGGUACAUCGGUGAUUAACGGUACUUACAGAGGAUUUAUGGAAGUUAUAUUGCAGAACAACGAGACUAAGAUGCAUACCUAUCACAUGAGCGGAUACGCCUUUUUUGUCGUCGGCAUGGACUAUGGUGUGUGGACCGAGAAUAGCAGGGGCACGUACAACAAGUGGGAUGGGGUUGCUCGCUCUACAACACAAGUAUAUCCCGGGGCGUGGACUGCUAUAUUGAUAUCAUUGGACAAUGUGGGGGUUUGGAACCUGAGAACGGAAAACCUCGACUCUUGGUAUUUAGGACAAGAGACGUAUGUGCGCGUUGUUAAUCCAGAGCCCAAUAACAAGACGGAGUUUCCAAUGCCGGACAAUGCACUCUUCUGUGGCUCUCUUAGCAAACUCCAGAAGCCACAAGACACAUCUGUUGCAACCUCGAUCAAGUACCGUGGCCUUAACUUGGUCUACACCUCGAUGCUGAUGGUGUCUGCAUUGAUCUCGAUGUUCUAUUGAUAAGUUGAAAUUGGUCUUGCCUGCUUUAUUGUUUUGUCGGAGCGGGAGCCUGUUUGCAUUGUGCCCUUUUUGCUUACUGAGGAUUGCUGAUGGUGCAUGUGUGAUUCUAGUAUAAAUUGAUAUGAAUUUUUAGCCAAUUUUUUUUUUGUAAGUUAUUUGGAAUUAUCAUUCUUUCAUCACUUUUUAACUAUAUGUAAUGUCCGAGGAUUCAUCAAUUUUUUUUUUCUUUUCCAUUUAACUUGUCUUGUUGCUGCAGAACUUGUGCUUGUUGAUUUUGUUCACAUU
Messenger RNA from Erythranthe guttata (spotted monkey flower), 2287 nucleotides. NCBI's taxonomy places the organism in Eukaryota, Viridiplantae, Streptophyta, Magnoliopsida, Lamiales, Phrymaceae. The record is from RefSeq and is a predicted model, not a curated record.